Molecule: messenger RNA, 1017 nt
Organism: Symbiodinium sp. CCMP2592
Lineage: Eukaryota; Dinophyceae; Suessiales; Symbiodiniaceae
Source: the annotation of a GenBank genome assembly
AUGCCUGCCAAGAUUGGCAUCGACAUCGAGACCCAGAUCGAGGAUGGAGAGCUGUUCGACUUCGACGUGGAGUGCGAGCCGGUUCUUGAGGUCCUAGUCGGCAAGACUUUGGAGCAGAGCAUGAUGGAAGUUCUGGAAGAGGAGGAGCUGGCGAGCCUGCAGAGGCACCAGGAGGACUUCGAGAAGCGCCGCAACGCGGAACUCUUGGAGGUGCAGCGGAUGGAAGCCGCCGAAAAGCGGCGUGCAGACGAAGUCCAGCGGCGUGUGGCGCAGCAGGCUGCCAGGCACGAGCAGGACAUCUGCACCAUGCGGAAGGUCCUUGCUCGGCAGAUCGCGUCAGAGCACCUGCAAGGCCUCAAAGGGCGCCUGUUGCAGAACUUGGAAGAUGCGGGCGUCUUCGCAGAUGUGGGCAGCAUGGCAGUGGAGACAAAGUUCAUGCCGGGACUGCUCCAGGCAGUGGUGCAGCAGAUCCAGAAUUCCACGCAGGAACAUGCAUUAGCCGAUGCCGUCAUCUCCUCGAGCGUGGAUUCGAAGCUUCAAAAGCACAGCGCCGUCCUCGAGAUCGAGCGCCGGCGUUUGGCACUCAUCGACGAAGCCGAGCGCCAGGCGCGAGAAGAAAAGCAAGAGGCGCUGGCAAAGAAGCAGGCAGAGGCAGAGCUCAUCAAGCAGCAGCAGCAGAUGAUGAUGGAGUGGGAAGCAUUCAUCCCCGACCCACCUCCCGUGCCGGAGGAGUUUGAAGUGCUUGAGAUCCGCGCGGAAGAAUUCCUUGUGGCGCUGGACGAUGGCACCGUGGCCUCGAUCACCGAGGAGCAACUGCCUUCCUUGCAGGAAAUGUUUGCCGCAGAGAAGGAGGAGGGCAUGAAGUUGAUCGGUAAGCCCAUCUCGGUGCCGCCACCUGAAGGUGAAGAAGGCGAGCCGAAGAUCGUUCUGGAAAGCUUCAGGAUCGGAGUGCCGGGAGAAGCGCCACCGGGAGAAGCGGUGGACGCAGGCGUGACCGAAGGCGGAGAGGCGGCGUAG